Molecule: messenger RNA, 258 nt
Organism: Protopolystoma xenopodis
Lineage: Eukaryota; Metazoa; Platyhelminthes; Monogenea; Polystomatidea; Polystomatidae
Source: the annotation of a GenBank genome assembly
ACCGCUCCGAGUCUGACAAAUAAUCUUCUCUGCGUGGGCCGACUUUUGGCAUUGCGAACAGAUGUGGACGAAUUUGCUAAGUUAGUGUAUGAUCACUUAUUCACCGCACGGUUGCUCUUGCUGUCCGAUUGGAGUUGCCCUGUUGGCUGCCCUUAUGUCUCACUUGAUAGACGUACUUUUGGUUUUGUUCUGGCCCAGUUAGACGUUGUCUCAAUGUUUCCGGCUUCGCUGCCAUCCUCCUUCCAUCUUGCUGCCUAG